Seriola dumerili (greater amberjack) is the source of this 2307-nucleotide messenger RNA. It is a transcript of the gene gxylt2, whose product is annotated as glucoside xylosyltransferase 2. Gene Ontology annotation, molecular function: UDP-xylosyltransferase activity. The record is from RefSeq and is a predicted model, not a curated record. NCBI's taxonomy places the organism in Eukaryota, Metazoa, Chordata, Actinopteri, Carangiformes, Carangidae. Gene Ontology annotation, biological process: protein O-linked glycosylation via N-acetylgalactosamine. Bases 148 to 1494 code for a protein of 448 amino acids. The transcript has 7 exons.
GAAGCUCCUCUCCGCUCUCCAUCAUCAUCUGCAGAAAAAUGCGAGCGGGGAACGGUAACAAAAUGUCAACUCGGGCUGCUCUCCCUCACUCGCAGACAUGAGCGGAGCUCCCUCUGCCUCCUCCACCCGCAACAAGUCGCUCUCACCAUGCGGAUCCACUGCAAAGUAGUUGUGAUCGCCGUGUGUUUCGGAGUUUUCCUACUUUUGUACUUUUUGGGGGGCAAUGCCGCGGACGAUCCGCUGUUGAAAGAAGUUGUAGAGCAGGAGGAGGAGGAGGGCAGCAAGUCUUCCCCGUCGUCUCCUGAGCUCAGACGCGAUGUUGCGGCAAAGUUUGUCAGGAAAUCAUCCGCCGGAGUCGGUGUGCGUGCGGUGGAGCCUCUCAAGGGACGAAAAGAGGGGAAAACGAUCAAUAGAGGUGCCAGCGUGAAUGCAAAGAGUAAACUGCGGAGUAAUGUGGCCCGACCUGUGAUCAAGCGCACCCGGGCUGAGGAGUUCAUGCACUUGGCUGUGGUGGCUUGUGGGAAUCGUCUGGAUGAGACCCUCACCAUGGUCAAAUCAGCCCUCCUCUUCAGCCUCAAGAAGAUCAAGUUUCACAUUUUUGCUGAAGACCCCCUGGCCCCACAGUUUGAAGAAAGGCUGAACCACUGGCCUCGCCCCGUCUCAGCCAAGUUCCAGUACAGCAUCUACCCCAUCACCUUCUCCGUGGGGAACGCUGACGAGUGGAAGAAGCUCUUCAAGCCCUGUGCUGCUCAGAGACUCUUCCUCCCUGUGAUCCUGAAGGAUGUGGACUCCUUACUCUACGUGGACACAGACGUCCUGUUCCUGCGGCCCAUGGAUGACAUCUGGAGUCUCCUGAAGUCCUUCAACAGCACCCAGCUUGCAGCAAUGGCUCCAGAGCACGAGGUCCCCAAGAUUGGCUGGUACAGCCGCUUUGCACGCCACCCUUUCUACGGGGUCACGGGGGUCAACUCUGGUGUCAUGCUGAUGAAUCUCACAAGGAUCCGCAGCAAACUGUUCAAAAACAGUAUGAUCUCCAGUGGCCUGUCGUGGGAGGAUCUUCUCCAUCCGCUUUAUCAGAAAUACAAGAACCACAUCACCUGGGGAGACCAGGACCUCCUCAACAUUAUCUUCCACUACAACCCAGAGUGUCUCUUCAUCUUUCCCUGCCAGUGGAACUACAGGCCUGAUCAUUGUAUGUACGGGAGUAACUGUAAAGGGGCUGAAGAGGAAGGCGUGUCCAUCCUCCAUGGCAACCGUGGAGUGUAUCACGAUGACAAGCAGCCGGCCUUUAAAGUAGUCUAUGAUGCAAUACGUGACUUUCCCUUUGAGGACAAUAUGUUCCAGUCGCUCUUCUACCCCAUCCAGACCAAGUUCCUUGACACAGUCAACACCCUGUGUGGUCGGAUUCCUCAAGUCUUCCUCAAGCAAAUAGAAAAGACCAUGAAGAAGGUGUUUGAGGAGAAAGUGGUGCGACACGUCAGACCACACAAAUAACUGAUGGAGGAAGAGAAAUCUGUUUUAUCUGACAACACCAAGGACCGUCUUGCUGUGAACUAUUUGUCAAACCAGCAUCUUCCAGAUAGGACUGGUGGCUCAGCAUUUGCAGUGUAUUCAACACAAGACACUACCUGGGAAAAAAAAAUGGUCUUAAGAACAUUAUGAGCCUCAAGUGAUGGCAUGUGUAAUAAGCCUAUGUAUACAGAGAAGCAUACAGUGCUGGUCAGUGGUGCCGUAGAAUAGGUUUGCCUUAUUGCCGUCUCAAAAUUUUCACAUCCCAGUUAUGUAGGUGGUGAUGAAAUGUAUGAGAAUGCUGGAAAACUACAGUGGGGAAAAGAGAUUGCAUGGACCCUUUUUUGUCAAGAAUAAUUAAAGUAUCAGCUCUUCAUCUCAAGUGUAAAAAUAAAAUUGAAGCCGUAUUUUUGCCAACCAAGCAUUUUAAAAAAGUAUCUAUUUUUCCUCAUGAAUGUGGUGUCCAUUAAACAAAGUCGACUUUGGACUUUUGAAAAACUUCACAAACCACUCCUUUAUAAUCAUGUGAAUGUUUUACCAGCAAAUAACCUGAAAUGUGAGCCUGUGUGAAUGAGAAGAGUUGUGAGUUAUUGGUCUGUUCUGCAGCUGCCAAAUGCCACUGACAGUAUUAAAUACAGUACAACGGAGGAAAUACGGACUUAUAUGUUACACACCAAAUGUUAAAAUGCACUUUCAGAAUGAUAUUAGGACUGGAUGGUUGUUUGUACACAUGUCGACAUUAGAUGCUACACUGUCCGAGUGAAUCAAUACCAAAAGUGCUAGCAGUUUAAAAAAAAA